UUAUUAUAUGCGUGUAAAAGAGUCAGGUGUUAAAUAGUUUGAUAAGAACGAAAUCUGUUUUAACGUUCAUGAGAAAAUAAGCAAGAAAGAAGGAUGGAAAAACUAACUAUAAAAGAAGAAAUUAAAUGUCGCAAGUUGGAGAAAGAGAGGAAACGACGAGAAAGGAUUGCAAAUUCGUUGGAAGAACUGAAAAAUAUCCUGUAUGAUUCCCAGAUCACAGAACACAGAAAAAUCGAUAAAGUGGAAAUUCUGGAAUCAGCUGUGAAGAUGUUGAACUCAAAAAAUAUGGCAGAUGAUGAAAAAUCAUACGUCGCUGGAUAUAACGCAUGCCUCGUAGAGUUCACACGUCAUCUGAUGUCGGCGGGAUGCAUAGAUUGUCAUGCGAAAGCAAAUCUUAUGAACAUAAUUUCGAGGUUGUCAAAGUACAAUAUGGGUGACUUAACCAAACUAGCGCCCUAUGUGUGGCCAACAAGAACAGAUCAAAUUGGGGCGUAUUAUCCUCUUGAACACAAUCAAGCAGGUGGCGAGAAAAAUAAAAGCAUUUCGAUUCCUGUAGUGAACGGAAUGAAAAAUCAACAAGGCAACCGCAUGCCAUUAGGUCAAAUAGAGAAUAAACAGACAUUAAACCGUAAGAGACGUAUUAACGAUGAAAUCGAUGUAUUGUCAAGAAAAAGUUUAAGAACCUCAUACUCACCGCGAACCACGGACAACAACUACGACAAUAACGAGAAAUUGCUGUUACAGACAAGAUUGUCGACAAGUUCAUUGACAUUUUUUGCCGAUCAUGCCUUACUAAAGAAGAAUUCGUCCCCUCUUGUCGUUGGACAUAGCUUUAAAGAUCCCAACGACAACCAACUGAAACAACAAGAGAAAAAACAAACGUUUCUAGUGGAAAAUUCUUCAAAUGUUCGCGAAAGUAGAAACACAAGCAUACAAGACACACCAUACGAACAGCAGGACGCAGCGAAAGAGCAACACAAAGCAUCCUGCUUAUCUGGAUUAAAAAAGACAAACAAGAUGUUAUGUAACAUAAACACGAACAGGAAAACGAUUAUGCUCAUUAACAGCAAUUCUGACAAAAUUUACAUCACCACAACAAAUGUUCUUGCUGACAAAACUAGCAAAUUAAAACAACCAACUGCACCUUCUAAAUUUCUGCUUGUAAAGUCGCCAAACAUUACGAAACCUCGCGUAAGACAGGAGAUUAAUGUUUCAUCGAAUCAGACAUCCCAGUCUGCAGGCCUUACCCCUAAAUUUGUUACAGGUGUCCAAAAUACAGUGGAUUCUAAUAAGCAAAGCAGCAAUAAUGAUAUAAUUGCUUCUGACGUUCCUCGCACCGUGGAUAACUCUGAAACAAUGGUAAAACAAAGCGGUAAUGCAGCAAAUAGCAGCUUGACAGGGAAUGAGUAUGAAGGAGCCACCACAUAUCAUUCGCUAGACAGCAACAUGGAACCGUAUCAAUUUAGCAAUGUAUAUUCUAACAAUAAAGUACAACAGGAGAAAUUUAGCUAUACGCAGCUUUUGGAUGAUAGGAAUGACACUUUUGAUACGCAACUUAUACAAAACAGCACAAAGGCGCAUGACGAAGUUACAAGGCCGGACUUUCAGAACCUGGAGACAACUUCAACAAAAGGCAAGGCUGCAUUCUCGUUGCCACCGUUGAGCGUUUUCCUUAAUCAAUACUACGCUAGUGAAGAUUGAGCAAAAGGCGAACUCUUCUGUUUAUUUCUUAAAUAGUUUAUUGAAGCUUACUUAAUUUCUUCCAGCAAACAUUUAACACAAGUUAUUUAACAAAAAAAACAACCUUUAACUACGCUAAAAAGAAAAUGCUUCAACCUAAAAAAUGGAGAUUUUGAAAAAAAGAGAAUUUCAUGUAACUUAUAGAACAUGCAAAAACGAUGUUGGACAUCAGAUGUAUAAAUCUUUUAAUAUUGUUUUUAGACAUAACAUUUUUUUUCUCUAA
Molecule: messenger RNA, 1963 nt
Organism: Hydractinia symbiolongicarpus
Lineage: Eukaryota; Metazoa; Cnidaria; Hydrozoa; Anthoathecata; Hydractiniidae
Exons: 4
Coding region: 94-1701 (535 amino acids)
Molecular function (GO): protein dimerization activity
Source: RefSeq, a predicted model, not a curated record